AAGAUAGACGUCUAAAGUCGGGCCAGUCGGUGCUACCAUCGCCGCAUAAAACAGUUUACGACUUACCGGCGAUAUCCGUGUGUUUAACUGCGACGCUUCGACACACUAGGAAGGAGCUGCCAAUCUCAAAUGGAUGCCAUCAAAGGUAAAGGAGAGCAAGGAAUGCAGAGUCCAGUUGGGCUGAUGGACAGACCUGACAGCUUCCACAACAUGGAAAGCUUGCUACCCAAAGCAGUGAAGAGGCGAGUGAAUGCUCUGAAGAGGCUACAGGUUCAGUGUGCCAACAUAGAAGCCAAGUUCUAUGAGGAGGUCCAUGAGCUUGAGAGGAAGUAUGCGGCCCUUUACCAGCCACUUUUUGACAAGAGACGAGAUAUUGUAACAGCCACAGUGGAACCCACAGAUGAGGAGUGUGAAUGGCAAAGUGACAGAGAAGAAGAGGAGGAGCUAGCAGGGGAGCUGAAGAAAAAGGCUGCUAUUGAAGAGGAGAAGAAAGAGGAUGCUGCCCCGGAGGAAGACCCGAAAGGCAUCCCAGAUUUCUGGCUCACCAUUUUCAAAAGUGUAGACAUGCUCAGUGAUUUGCUUCAGGAACAUGAUGAGCCCAUCCUGAAGCAUUUGAAAGAUAUCCAAGUCAAGUUCUCUGAGCCUGGACAGCCAAUGAGUUUCACCCUAGAGUUUCAUUUCGAACCAAACGGUUACUUCAACAAUGCCGUGCUCACUAAAGUCUACAAGAUGAAGUCAGAACCUGACACUUCAGACCCCUUUUCUUUUGAGGGGCCGGAGAUCAUUGACUGUGAAGGUUGUCAGAUAGAUUGGCACAAGGGAAAGGAUGUAACAGUCAAAACUAUUAAGAAGAAGCAGAAGCAUAAAGGUCGUGGGACUGUCCGUACUGUCACUAAACAGGUCCCUAACGACUCCUUCUUCAACUUCUUCAACCCAAUUAAAGUUUCACCGGGUGAAGAGAUGGAUGAGGACUCUGAAUUCACUCUAGCCACAGACUUUGAGAUUGGUCAUUUCUUCCGUGAGAGAAUAGUUCCCAGAGCCGUGCUCUACUUCACUGGAGAGGCCCUGGAGGAUGAUGAGAGUUUUGAAGAGGAGGAGUUAGAAGAGGGAGAUGAAGAGGAGCAAGAUGAGGAGGGUGAUGAUGAUGAUGAUGAGGGAGAUAUUGACCCAAAAGCAUAAUCAAUCAUUCUCACCCCAUGCAAUUUCUAGGUAGCAGAGCCCCAGCCUGCCGAAUGCAAACAGCAGUAACUGUCGUGAUCAGGGGAGCUUGGCGGAGACCUGGUGUCCAUCAAAUCAGUCCUCAACCAAUCAGCAAGUCCCCUUACCCCUGCAGGCUCCGCCCUUUUUUCUGAAUUCACUCAAAUGCAAUAGAAAGCAACCAAACAGUGUUUUUAUGAUGUGCAUGUUUUUGUUUUUUUGUUUUGUUUUGUUUUUUUUUUGUCUUGGGCCCCUAUUUCUUUGGCUUCAUUCAUACUCGGAGCAGAAGUGACUUCUGUCAUACCAUGAAAUUGCUGAGAGUCUACUUCAUUGGUAAGGUGGAGUAGGUGACUACUGCCAAGAACCUCAGAAUAUCAAGACAUGGAAUUGAAAGAGAAUCGAAUGGAUCCCAACUUUAGUUUUCAUUGAAAAAAAAAAUCAGUUACUCAGGGUUUUUUAAUGCCAAUAUGAGAAGUGUUCAUGUUCUAGGAAACUGCUGAACAGGUUUGACCUAAUAUAUCACUAGGGUUGCUGAAAUGUUCUCUUUCUUCGGUGUUUUUUAAGAGACGCAAUGUAUUGUUAGAAAUUUACUUUUUUUAUGUUCAUGGUCGUGUCAUUGGACUAUUUAUUUUGGUUUCAUGCAACUGUAAGUAGUGGUGCAUUAUAGGAACACCUAUUAGGCCCACCUACAGUUGCAAGUCCAUUCUCAUUGGAUGAAACUAUCUAGGCUUUGCAGAUUAACAAAACUCUUAUACUGCCAAAUUAUUGUUAUCAUUAUCAUUAUUAUUAUUAUUUUUAUUACUAUCUUAGUCUUUCAACCAUGGAGUAAUUUCUUCACGCAUUACUUAAAAAGUGUAUUGGGCUUAAGAAGUAUUAAGUAGUAGUAUAGUAGUAAGUGUAAGUACUUACUUAUGUGGACACAGUUACAAUUUAUCUGUAAAGAAUGGCAUGUACUGAGGUGUCUAUACGGUGGUCUGCAGAAUACUUCUUAAAGCUAUUCCCUCUGCGCCCCUACACAUCGGAUGUGCUUUUUCAGACAUGUUUCAACAAGGAUAUAAAAAGAAUGGGUAUAUGUAAUUAUAAGACAUUGAGGUAAGGCCUCAUCAAUACUAAUUUCCGUUACAAUAAGCUGUUCAAAGUGGCACUUUGUUGUUAACCUUUCCCUUUUCCCCCUAACCCAAGUCUCCAACAGACUUUCUGGCGACACUUGCAUAGAAGUGGCCGGGUACAACUGUCAGUAUGACUGACUCACACGUUUAUACAGUAGUUUCGAGGUAUCACGUCUCAUUUUCAACAUUGUACUUAACAAAUGUUCUCUAAACAGUCAGUAGCAGGACAAAGUGCGGAGUGUGGGAUGUGUGGAUCUAACCAUAACUUGGAGAAGAUGUGUUUACCAUAGUAAAUUCAUCCUGUUAACAGGAAGCAAAAAGGGAGGAAACAAAAAUACCGGAAAAGCCUCUCACUCCAAACAUUUUGUCAGUUUAUCUGAUUAACACGCUCUUUAAUCCAAGUCAAGAUUUUGUGUUUAUGACUAUGGAGACAUUUCGCUAUCUAACGAUUCGAUUGAAUGUUUUGGGAAAAUGUAGUCAGAGAUUGCCAAUGUAUUUUAUACUGCACUUGGGAUUUUGGUUGGUUGGUACUGUGGAUACUUUUGCCUGGUUAAAGUGGUCAUUUAUAACUGACAGUGUGAUAAUGCCCAGCCACCUUUUUUGUUUUUGUUUUUGUUUUUGUUUUUGUUUUGGUUUUUUUUGUUUUUUGUUUUUUCUUUUUUUCUAAAAGAUUGUAGAUCCUGUUGGACAGAGUUCACAAAGCCACGGUGACAUCUUUAAACCUCCCACAUUGGACCGUGUGCUAGCAAUGGCCUUAUCUGGUUCUUCGCAAUUUGUUACUUGCGCAAUAUAUCUUUUCAAUUUGUACAGAAUUAGUUAAGAUAUUCUAUUAAAGUUGUGCGACAUGUAAAGAACUGAUUUUUGGA
This is a messenger RNA of Lampris incognitus (smalleye Pacific opah), 3172 nucleotides long. RefSeq names its product nucleosome assembly protein 1-like 4a (gene nap1l4a). The transcript is spliced from 15 exons. Gene Ontology annotation, biological process: nucleosome assembly. Gene Ontology annotation, molecular function: histone binding; chromatin binding. Lineage: Eukaryota; Metazoa; Chordata; Actinopteri; Lampriformes; Lampridae. The record is from RefSeq and is a predicted model, not a curated record. Gene Ontology annotation, cellular component: chromatin; nucleus. Bases 130 to 1179 code for a protein of 349 amino acids.